AGGUUGACAGUGUUAGAGAGGAAUGGACAAUUCAGGAAAGUAUUCACAUUUCAUCCAUUGCAAAUUAAAACUUUGCACUUUGCUAGCACGAAGGUUUGACCCACCACAGCCCACAAACUUUGGUAGCUCGUGGCUGAAUCAAAGUCUCUGCCAACGCACACACACAACACAACUCCGUGGGAAGAGAGAAACUCUGUUGAUUUUCGAUCCCUUCACCCUCUUCUUUCUUCUCCACUCGAUCAAAGAACUCAAAAUCUCAGAUGGGUUUGAUUGGUUCUUUCAAAUCAAUCGAUUGGGAGCUUGAAUCUUUCCCUUCUUAUGAGGAUUUCACUUUUCUUCCCUUUUUUGCGCUUCUCUUUCCCACUGUUCGGUUUUUCCUCGACAGAUUUGUCUUUGAGAAAGUGGGAAGAAGACUGAUAUUUGGAAAAGGCUAUCAGCUGAAGGAUGUGAAUACAGAUGAGAAACGGAAGAAAAUAAGAAAAUUUAAGGAGUCAGCCUGGAAAUGUAUUUACUUUCUUUCUGCAGAGUUGUUGGCUCUAUCUGUUACGUAUAACGAGCCUUGGUUUACUAGCACAAAACAUUUUUGGGUAGGACCAGGAGAACAGAUCUGGCCUGAUCAAAGAGCUAAGUUGAAAUUGAAGGGAUUAUAUAUGUAUGCUGCUGGAUUUUAUACGUACUCCAUAUUUGCCUUGAUUUUUUGGGAAACAAGACGUUCAGACUUUGGGGUGUCCAUGAGCCACCAUGUGGCAACUCUCAUUCUCAUCGUACUUUCCUACAUUUUUAGAUUUGCUCGUGUUGGUUCUGUGGUUCUUGCACUUCAUGAUGCAAAUGAUGUGUUUCUGGAGAUAGGAAAGAUGUCCAAAUAUAGUGGCGCUGAGAUGUUGGCUAGCAUUGCAUUUGUAGUCUUUGUUUUGUCUUGGUUAUUGUUACGUCUCAUCUACUAUCCAUUUUGGAUCCUUCGGAGUACAAGCUAUGAAGUACUCCUUGUAUUGGACAAGAACAAACAUCCAGUUGAUGGACCAAUCUACUAUUAUGUGUUCAAUACUCUUCUAUUUUGCCUUUUAGUUCUUCACAUAUAUUGGUGGGUGUUAAUUUACCGAAUGCUUGUUAAACAAAUCCAAGCUAGAGGACAGAUUAGUGAAGAUGUUCGUUCAGAUUCUGAGGAUGAGGAAGAACAUGAAGAUUGACAAGGAACAAUCGAUGCAGAACAUACUGUUACAUACAUGAAAGUUAUGAUGAGAUAGAGAUUAGUCAUACAAUGUGGUUCUCGCCAAAACAAAUAUUUUGGCAUGUGAAUCUUCUCGUGGCGUUGUGUAGUUGAAUGAACCGUGUAUCAUUUCAUCAAAAUACAUUCAGGAUAAGAUAAGGAUGCAAGAUGGAGAAGGGGUUGUUGGGAGUUAGAAAGAGGAGUUUAAAUCUUGAUAUUUGAGGUUUUGGCCUAUGCAACCACUGGUCAAACUCUUUCCUUCUUGUUUUAUGUUUUUUGCCCUUGAUUCUUUUGCAGAGGUGUUAGGUUGAAAACUAAGAUAUCAGGUACCUGUUGAACUGUGAUUAUUUAUUCUUUUCUCAUUUACUUACUGAACUCUUUCAUCUUCCUUUUGUUCAUAUACCCAACAAACAAUUUCAUUGACUUCAAAGAUCAGUAGACAUUCUCUUCUUAAUAGUGAACAACUAAAUUCUCUCUUUCAGGGUUA
Cucumis sativus (cucumber) is the source of this 1694-nucleotide messenger RNA. RefSeq names its product LAG1 longevity assurance homolog 3. The record is from RefSeq and is a predicted model, not a curated record. Gene Ontology annotation, cellular component: endoplasmic reticulum; membrane. NCBI's taxonomy places the organism in Eukaryota, Viridiplantae, Streptophyta, Magnoliopsida, Cucurbitales, Cucurbitaceae. Gene Ontology annotation, molecular function: sphingosine N-acyltransferase activity. Gene Ontology annotation, biological process: ceramide biosynthetic process. The coding region runs from base 261 to 1187 and encodes 308 amino acids. The transcript is spliced from 7 exons.